AUGGUUGCGGACAUCAAGAGUAGAAUGAGUUUGUUUGUUGCUGGAUUGGCUCGUCUGUCGAGUAAGGAAGUUAGGGCUGCAAUGCUGAUAAGUGACAUGGAUAUCUCAAGAUUAAUGGGUAACAUGGCGCAAUGGGGUAGUAAGCCUCUUGCCUGCGCUAAGUAUGGUAGGAACCACUCAGGUACAUGUCGUGCGGGCUCCACUGGUUAUUUCAAGUGUGGUCAGAAUGGUCAUUUCAUGCGAGUAUACCCAAAGAGCAAGCAGGGUAAUGGUAAUGGGGCCAAUAGAACUCAGUCUUCUUCAAUUGCUCCACCAGAAAGAGCUUCACCUAGAGGGGAUACUUCCGGUACUGGAAGAGGAACAAACCGCUUGAAUCGGAAAAAGGAUACUGGCAUGUACCAGUUGCCUCAUAACUUGAAUAUGAAGAGGAAAGGGACUCUGCAUUAG
This is a messenger RNA of Solanum verrucosum, 447 nucleotides long. RefSeq lists its product as uncharacterized. NCBI's taxonomy places the organism in Eukaryota, Viridiplantae, Streptophyta, Magnoliopsida, Solanales, Solanaceae. The coding region runs from base 1 to 447 and encodes 148 amino acids. The record is from RefSeq and is a predicted model, not a curated record. The transcript has 3 exons.